This is a messenger RNA of Aricia agestis (brown argus), 2061 nucleotides long. RefSeq lists its product as uncharacterized. The record is from RefSeq and is a predicted model, not a curated record. The coding region runs from base 1 to 1992 and encodes 663 amino acids. The transcript has 2 exons. NCBI's taxonomy places the organism in Eukaryota, Metazoa, Arthropoda, Insecta, Lepidoptera, Lycaenidae.
AUGAUAGUGUUUCGCAGGCUCGGUACAAGCUUAGCGAACCAUCGAGCCUCCCUCUCCUCCGAACUCGGCUCCCUCUGGGACUUUUUCCGAAUCGACAGAGACAGAAGACGAUCAGCACCCGCCACCUACGAACCCAUCGACACAAAAUCCCCAUCGAGGCUCGCAAAAGAUCUACUCCAAGUCGUCCAAGAAACUGUAUUUACGAAAAAACUAGAAGAAAAGAGGUGCCCCCUCGUCAAAGAGGAAUCGGAUCUGAGCUCCGAGGAUGACGAUGGAACCGAAAGGAGAAUAGCGAACCUUAUCGACUUUUUUUUUACAAUUGUAAAAAGUCAGAAGGAGGAAAGAAAAAACAGCAUAGGAAGCUGUUUCAGAAGUGAACCUAGCCCCGAAGACAAAUACAUGCCCGUGAAAAUGAACACAAUGAAUACCGAUUUGGAACACAAAAUGGAGACCUUGAUUGAAUUUCUAGCGACGACGGGCUGCGUCGAGAAAGAGGACAAAGAUGAAAAUAAAAUUACGCUCAUGGAAUUUCUUUUCGGUACAGACGCAGAUAAAAAAUGGGACAAACCUAUUAUUGAAAUUCAUACAAAAGGUAUGAGCCUUUCCGAAUCUAAUGUUAAUGUAAGGAACUUGUCCUACAUUGACGAAACUCCCGACGAUGAUGGUAACGAAACAUUGGUGGAAAUGCUCCUCAAAUACAUGGAUGGGUACGAAAGUAAAGAAAAGCUCACGCCUAAAUCUUUGUCCGUUACGCCAUCACUUUCAGAAAAGUCUAAAUCUGAUAUGACAAUCAGUAAAUUGGAGACAUAUAGUGAUUUUAGUAAAACAAAAUCAGACUCGACGCUGACUCAUACCCAAGAUACGGUAAUAGAAAGAGAGGAGAGCAAAUCGAGCCGAAGAAUAUCUGAAACUAUGGUAGACUUGAGUCAUGUUAAAUCGGAUUUAGAAGAAAUUUUUGAAGAGGCUGUAGCGCGUGUGUGUGAAUUGAAAAUGAUAUUUAAUGAUACAAUGACCGACCAAGAGGAUAUAGAGAAUUUCAAUAUGUACACGAAACCUCCACAGUUGUCGUUCGCCCAGUACUUACCUUAUAGUAUUGAAUUAUCCGAUAUCAUAGAAGAAGAUGAAACCUCUUCUAGGUGUUUCGAAAAAGUCAUCACUCAAGAAGAUAGAGUGACGCAAGCUAGACACUGUGCAGAAGAGCUACUAAAAUACAUUGAAGAAAGAAUACAAUCAUAUCAAGACGACGACGAUGACAGUUCUGGACCAUCAACUGAAGAAUAUAGUAGAGAAUUUGAUUUAAGUCCAAGCCAAAAAUCCAUAAGCCUUGUAGAUUUAAGAAACAUACCCGAUUUACCGCCCAGUGCCAUGAUGAAACCAAAGGUCUUAAAAGUCGACAAAUCCACAUCGACAACAGAAAUAUCAGAUUCCAUAUCAGAACUUUCAAAACGGAUCGAUUCAUCGUGUAUGACUGAAGACACCACACUUAGUUCUAAUUCGGAAAGAAGCGAGCGGGCCUUAGGUAAAUUAGAAUCCUUGCAUCGGUUUUUCUCUAGAUCUCGAUUAGAAAUAAUCGACGAGAGCUUAGAAGAGAAUGGAGGCAAAGUAAAAAGUCCAAAAGACAAAAAUGAAGAAACCAAAAUUGAAAGCGAAUUGAAGCCUGGACAAGCCAGCUUAGAUGAUGUUGAAGAUUUAAUAGAAGAUAAUGAUAAAACUGAAAAAGACCUUGAACGAGCUGAAAAAAGUAUUGAAGAGACAUUUAUAGAUGGAGAUACAAGUAAAAAUAAAGAAAAAGAAAAUCAAGGAGAAAAGACAGAUGCAGCUAAAUUUGCAUCAAAUAGAGAUGAAGACAUGAAGAAUACAGAAAAUCAUUUGAAAUCCAUAGACACAAACAUGACGAAUAAAGAUGUUGAAGACAUCGAUAUAGACUUACAGAAGAUAGAUGACGGUACUGAAGUGAGAAACAAAGACACAGAAAGCACAAACAAAGAUUAAGAGAGAAAUUAUAUAAAUGUUAUAAAUACGUAUGUUGAAAGAGUUUAAAUAUAUAAAUCAGAAUAUGUA